This is a messenger RNA of Acanthocheilonema viteae, 771 nucleotides long. Lineage: Eukaryota; Metazoa; Nematoda; Chromadorea; Rhabditida; Onchocercidae. The record is from the annotation of a GenBank genome assembly.
AUGGAGGCUGCACACAAGAAGUUAUUAGCUGAAUGGAAUAAGGAGCCAAAGAUUCUGACUGCAGUUGGUAGUGCACUAAAGCAAGUUAAGGGAAUGAUGGAGAAUCCAGAGGCACUUAAAGGCUUAAGCAAUGCUGCGUUACAUACUAUACAUCGAGAUGUGUACGAAAUUGAUGCCCUUUAUGCUGUGCUACAAUCUGAUCUCAAAGCCUUUCGUGAAGCGAUCAGUGUUGUGAUGAAUUUUUACGAUUGUUACAAAUCAAACGAAGAGUCACCAAAUAAGUUCCUAAUGAUUGGUUUGAACCUGAUGUAUUUCUUGACAACCAAUCAACAUGCACAGUUCCAUAUGUUGUUGGAACAGAUCGAGCAAAAUGUUCAGCAGAACAAUCCAUACAUUACAACACCAGUAAAAUUGGAACAAUCACUUAUGGAAGGUGUUUAUAAUAAAGUUGUUCUUACGGAGAAAAACAUUCCUAGUCCAUAUUAUGCUCUUUUUAUUCGUAUAUCUAUGGAUACAGUACGAGAUGAGAUAGCUUCAUGUAUCGAAUGCUCCUUUAAAAAAGUUUCGCAAAAAGACGCUGCGCAGUUGCUUCUUUUCAACAAUGUCAGUGAAGUCAUUCCCUUUGCGAAAAAGCGCUCCUGGAAAAGUUCGGGCAAUACAUAUAUUUUCGAACAGGGAAUAUCUGGGCCGGCUCCAAAAGAACAAUUGGAUACGAAGAGGAUCGCGAAACAAACAAUAUUUUAUGCAAAGCAACUUGAAAUGAUUGUGUAA